UCUCAUCUCUUUCUCUUUCUCUUUCUCUCUCUCUUUCUCUUUCUCUUUCUCUCCCCUGUUUUGAUUGAAAUUAGGGUUUUGCUUUUAGUGCUCGGCGUUGAUUUUAAACGCAGAAAUUUUACUCAUUUUUAGUAUUUGUUGAACCAAUUAUGUAGCAUUUAUUUAUUUUAAUUUUUUUGCAGAUUGAUUUUCAUAAUGGGUUACCAAAUGGUUUAUCGAUCUCUCAAGGAAUUGUUUCCACAGAUUGAUUCAAGGAUCUUAAAAGCUGUUGCUAUUGAGCACCCUAAAGAUGCUGAUGAGGCUGCAGCUGUGGUUAUUUCAGAGAUUGCUCCUAAGUUUUACCCUUAUUUGCCUCAUAUUUCUCUACACCCACCAGGAAACAAAGUAGAUAUUGCUAUGCCCAAUGGUUCUUCUUCUUCUUCUUCACGUACUACCCCUCUGGCUCCUGAUACUGACCAUCAAACGGAGUUGACAAAUGGUGAUCUUCAUAUUCAGAGUAAAGCAAUUAUCAGCCCAUCGGAUGAGUCUAGAGUGGUUUCCUCAGACCCCCUUUGUGAAGGUAGUGAUCAAGCAGAGCUAAGCACAAGCGCUGAUUCAAGUCAAGUCACACAGAAACCAUCUCGUUCAGAUGAUGUAAGAGAGGCUUCCUUGACUGCUGAAAACAGUGAUGCAGAGCUGGAUGGUGCUUUUAGCUCUAUUGUUACCCAGGGAUGCAAGAUUGAUCACCUUCAACAGAUCAUUGAAGAUGCCAAAAGUAACAAGAGAACCUUGUUCACUGUGAUGGAAUCUAUUAUGAAUCUGAUGAGAGAAGUUGAAAUUCAAGAGAAGGAUGCAGAGAAGGUGAAGGAAGAUGCUGCUAGAGGAGGCUUUGAUACCCUUCAAAAGGUCGAGGAUCUUAAGAAGAUUCUGGCACAUGCCAAGGAGGGAAAUGACAUGGAUGCUGGACAAGUUUAUGGGGAGAAGUCAAUUUUGACCACUGAAGUAAACGAGCGUGAAAACCGCUUGCUCAACUUAUCAGAAGAACGAGACAAGUCAUUGUCUCUUCUUGAUGAGAUGCGUGGAGUCCUCGAAAUGAGACUAGCGGCAGCUCUGGAGAUUAAAAAUGCAACUGAGCAAGAAAAGCAAGAAAAAGAAGGUUAUGCACGGAAGGCACUUGCUGAACAAGAAGCGAUCAUGGAGAAAGUUGUCCAAGAAUCUAAGCUUCUACAAAAGGAUGCAGAGGAAAACUCCAAGCUGCGAGAGUUCCUUAUGGAUCGUGGUCGGAUUGUUGACUCCUUACAAGGAGAAAUCUCUGUGAUCUGUCAGGACAUCCGAAUCUUGAAAGAGAAAUUCGACAACAGAGUGCCGUUGAGCCAAUCAGUCACCUCAAGCCAGACGAGUUGUAAACUGGCUUCUUCUGGAUCAUCCAUGAAGAGCUUAUUGCUUGAGAAGCCUCUUGAGCUAUCUUAUGAAACACCUGAAGCCUCAAGCAGCAACAAGAGCCCAAAAGCUUUGGUUGAGGAGCGAAAAGACGAACGUAAGGAGCUCCUGGAAGAUGGCUGGGACAUUUUUGACAAAGAGACAGAACUCUAAAUGUCUUCUAUAUAGAAGAUUCCAUCUCUUCCUUAGAAAUAAUUUUUUUGUUUUACGACAAAAAGAGGGGAUUUUUGGUUCAGGGUUUAUUCUCCACUUUGCAAAACUUACAUCGUCCAUUCAUCUACUGAGUUCGUGUUUCUUCUUUCCCUCGUUGUACAGUUUACUCAAUAGUUUCCUGGAAAACGGUUGGAGAAUUUACUUCAAUAUAUUAGGGGCAGUUCUUCUGGCUA
Messenger RNA from Brassica rapa (field mustard), 1805 nucleotides. RefSeq names its product ELKS/Rab6-interacting/CAST family member 1. NCBI's taxonomy places the organism in Eukaryota, Viridiplantae, Streptophyta, Magnoliopsida, Brassicales, Brassicaceae. The record is from RefSeq and is a predicted model, not a curated record.